Messenger RNA from Cryptomeria japonica (Japanese cedar), 2458 nucleotides. RefSeq names its product wall-associated receptor kinase 5. The coding region runs from base 87 to 2339 and encodes 750 amino acids. Gene Ontology annotation, cellular component: plasma membrane. Gene Ontology annotation, molecular function: polysaccharide binding; calcium ion binding; protein serine/threonine kinase activity. The transcript has 3 exons. NCBI's taxonomy places the organism in Eukaryota, Viridiplantae, Streptophyta, Pinopsida, Cupressales, Cupressaceae. The record is from RefSeq and is a predicted model, not a curated record. Gene Ontology annotation, biological process: cell surface receptor signaling pathway; protein phosphorylation.
CAACAGCAUAAAAGAUGGACAUUGGGAACAAUGUUUGCUAUGGAGGAAUAAGCGAUUGUUUUGUCUGACAACUUGGCUAGACCUUCAUGUCGAUCUUAUCAAGGAUAAAUCUAUUUCAGUGGAUUGUAUUUAUAUGGUAUUUUAUUGAAAUUUAUAUUCUCAAAGCAGAUGGAUGCUUUGACAAGUGUGGAGAAAUGGACAUUCCUUACCCCUUUUCAAUUGCAGGAAAUGGAAACAGUAAUUGUGGGCUGCCUGGGUUUGAAAUAAACUGCACACACAAUCAUAGCUCUGGAAGUACCCAGCCUAUUCCCUUUCUGUCCAUUCCUUCAGGGCAAGUACAAAUCUUGAAAUUCUCUCACGACCAUCUCUACAUUAACGCAACCCAAUUCUUUGCUUCCACUUCCAAUUGUCUAGGCCACCGAAAUAAAACAAACAUUACCUUUUCUAGCAAAGCGCCUUUCUGGCUUUCUACACAGAACAAGUUUGUUGCAAUUGGAUGUGAAGCUGUGGGCUUCUUUGGCAUAGUUGAGGACAACAUUUUCACUAAUUCAGGUGGAUGCGCAUCUCUGUGCACUAAUCCUCCCACUUAUUCUAACUGCAACGGGGAUGGCUGCUGCCAAACUUCCGUGCCUUCAAAUUAUACAGAUUAUGUCAUUGGUGUAUUCGAUUUCUCUUGGUUGCAUAAUAAGAGCAAGACAUCAUGUAAUUACGCUGGUAUACUUGAUGAAAAUAGUUGGGAUUUGAUUUCUAAAUCAGAUACCCUUAGCUUAAAUUUUGCUUACGUAAGUCUAAAUUGGAGUAUUGCAAAUGACACCUGCGCUACAGCUAGAGCAAAGGGUUCAUACCAGUGUGCUCCAGAGGCAGAGUGCAAUGAUAUAGGACGGGGUUAUCAAUGCAAUUGUAAACCUGGUUUCUUUGGAGACGGGUAUCUCAAUGGCAGCCGAUGCACAGAUAUUAAUGAAUGUUUAGAUCCUGCUUUGAAUGACUGUUAUCCUUGGUCAGAGGGAGGGAGAUGCGAAAACACAAAUGGCUCGUACAAGUGUUCCUGCGCCAAAGGCCACGGAGAUGGCACUGAGGAUGGUACCCGCUGUUCUAUGGGAAAGUUUCAGCCUUUGCCCGUUGCCAUAGGAGUAUGCGUGACGCUAGUGGCUAUGCUUAUAGGCGGCGGUAUUGUGUUAUUGAUUUUGAGGUGUAGAAGGGCCAAGCUUGUCAAGCAGAACAACUUUCAUAGAAAUGGAGGUAAUCUUUUGCAGAAACUAAUUUUAUCACAGGUAGAUGGCAUGAGAAUCUUUUCCUUGGAUGAGGUUGAGAAAGCAACCGACAAUUUUUCUCCAAGUUUGAUCAUGGGAUCGGGUGGCUACGGGAAGGUUUACAAAGGGACUCUUUCCAAUGGGAUUCUUGUGGCUAUCAAGAUGGCUAAUUCCAAACAAAUUGAUUCUAAAGAAAUCAAUGAUUUUAUCAAUGAAAUUGUUAUUCUGAAUCAGAUAAAUCACAAAAAUGUGGUGAAGUUGUUGGGCUGCUGUUUGGAGUCUCCAGUCCCCUUGUUAAUUUAUGAAUAUAUUUCCAACGGAAAUCUCUUUGAUCAUCUACAAGGCAACAAAUAUGAGCAGCACCUUCACUGGAACUCCCGUCUGCGCAUCGCUACAGAAUCUGCAGAAGCGCUUUCAUUCUUGCAUUCUGCUGCAUCAAUGCCCAUUGUGCACAGAGAUGUGAAAUCCUCAAACAUCUUGUUGGACGAUGUGUAUACCCCCAAAAUUGCAGACUUUGGAUUGUCUCGUCUGGUGCCAAUGGACCAAACACACAUCACCACACAUGUGCAAGGUACGAUGGGUUAUUUGGACCCUGAAUACAUUCAGACAGUUCAACUUACUGAGAAGAGUGAUGUCUAUAGCUUUGGGGUUGUGUUGGUGGAGCUUUUGACAGGGCUGAAGCCUCUUUCCUUUGAAAGAACAAAACAUCAGAGCAACUUGGCUAUUUAUUUCCUCAAUACGAUGAAGACGAAGGAUCUGACUGAAAUUUUGGAUUCUAGGUUUACUUUAGAGGAGGCGAGGAAUAUGGAAUCAAUGGAAAAAUUGGCCAAUUUAGCAAUGAAGUGUUUGAGCGUGGAGGGGGAGACGAGGCCGACAAUGAAGGAGGUGGUUGAGGAGCUAGUGUGGAUCAGAGAGGGAGCAAGGCCACACGUCUUGUUGAAUUCUUAUGCAGCGCAAAAUGAUGAAGAAUUUGUUUCUCUCAUAUUGAAUGGGGAAGUGAUUGACGAGCAGACAAUUGAAAUGCCGAACCUAUGUACACACAGCGAGCCUUUGUCACUUGAUAUUCAACGAUUCCGGUUCUGCCUAUGAAUGUGUGCUAAUUUUGGUAAGGAUCACACAAAUUAAGUUUUGAUUUUUGGGCUUAAAAAUAUUAAACACUCAGAUUUUAUUGAUAUUUUUUAAUAUUAAACAUUCAGAUUUGACUGAGA